This is a messenger RNA of Trichophyton rubrum CBS 118892, 7293 nucleotides long. RefSeq lists its product as uncharacterized. Gene Ontology annotation, molecular function: phosphopantetheine binding; catalytic activity. The record is from RefSeq and is a predicted model, not a curated record. NCBI's taxonomy places the organism in Eukaryota, Fungi, Ascomycota, Eurotiomycetes, Onygenales, Arthrodermataceae. Bases 1 to 7293 code for a protein of 2430 amino acids. Gene Ontology annotation, biological process: secondary metabolite biosynthetic process; amino acid activation for nonribosomal peptide biosynthetic process. The transcript is spliced from 3 exons. Gene Ontology annotation, cellular component: cytoplasm.
AUGGACUCAACACGAGUGCGCAGUUACAAUUGCACCUCGAAUGAAAACAGGGACGACUCAAUUGGAAAGUUCCCCUUGUUGACUGAUGGCUAUUCUCCACCUUGCAGCAAAUUCGAGUUGGAAACGAAACGCCACAACGUUUGUGUGGAAGGAGAUCUCACGCCAGGAAACUUGUCAGAGUCCAUUGUCAUUUCAGCAUGGGCAUUGACCCUAUCAAUAUAUAUUGGCACAUCCAAAGUUUCCUUUCAUGUCCUGCUCAAGGAUGAAUCCCAGUGGCGAACUUCGAUAUUCCAUAUAGAUGCCAGUGAGAAUCAGACACAGCAACAGUUCGUUCAGAAAUCACACAGUUUGCUCCAGAAGCUUAAAUCGGAGAGCAUUUCGAAUGAAGAAGUUGGAGACCGCGAGAUUCUUGAACAACCAGUUAAUACUGCAAUUCUGAUCGGUCAUGUUUCGAGUAGAGCAGAUUUAUCAACCCUGAAAUCUGUAAAGCAAUUUAUUACUCUAGAUGCCAUGGGCCCAACAGUAGGAACAGACUUCUGCCUGAGUUACCAGAACUUUAUGCUUUCUGAUAAGCAGGCAGUGAACGUCGGUUCCACGUUUGCGAAAAUCUUGUCAGGUUUUAUACGAAUUUCCGAUAGACCGCUUGGUUCUCUGGAAUACAUGAGUCAGCUGCACAUUUCUCAGCUGUGGAAGUUCAAUAGUGGCAUUUCUAAAGAACCCUGGAUGGAAUGCUUCCAUGCUGUCGUUGAGAGACAUGCACGAGAAAAUCCCCUAUCUCAAGCAAUCGAUGCAUGGGAUGGGAGAUUCACAUACGCAGAACUGAAUAAUCUGUCAAUUCUGCUAGCCAAAUACCUUCAAUCCCAAGGAGUUGGGCCCGGUAGUGUUGUUCCGAUAUCUUUUGAGCGUUCUGCGUGGGCGAUCGUGGCUAUGUUGAGCGUGUCAAAAGCUGGCGGCGCAUUCGUGAGCAUUCCGCCAUACUUGCCAUCUGGUAGAAGAGAAGCAAUGGUUCAAAUGAUAUCUCCGUCAAUCUUAUUGACAACAUCAGAUUUUUGUCACCUCUGGGCCACUGGACCAAAAUGCAUUCCGAUAGAGGGCAGCCGUAUAUAUUGUCUACCAACAUCCGAACUGCCCCUAAUAACAAAACCCAAACCGGAAGAUACCUUUUAUAUAAUUUUCACCAGCGGUUCAACAGGGGCCCCAAAAGGGUGUAUGGUAUCCCAUUCGUCGUUCUUGAAUGGAGCUUUAAGAAAAGCUCCAGAAUGGAAAUUUGGACCCAAGCGCCGUGUCCUUCAGAUGCUAAGCCAUACAUUUGACAUGAGCCUCCUUGAAAUCUGUACUAGUUUAGGUUCUGGAGCAUGUGUAUGCGUACCCCGGACGGAGGAAAUCGAAGAUAGCCUUGCAAAUGCAAUUAACAAAUAUAACGUCAGUCUCGCAGUUAUGACCCCGUCACUUGCCAGACAGUUAGAACCUGAAGCAGUACCUGGACUACAGGUUCUCUGCCUCGGAGGAGAAUCAUUUCCUAAAGACCUGGUCACACUGUGGUCUGAGCGAAUCAACCUCUUUCAAUUCUAUGGCCCAAGUGAAUGCUCAAUCAAUUCAUCAACAAGAGCUAUAACACACAAGAAUACUGAUCCAUUGAAUAUUGGAGUUCCUAAUAACGCAGCAUGUUGGGUGGUAUCCCCGGAAGACUACAACAAGCUCGUCCCUAUUGGCGCCACCGGGGAGCUUUUGGUCUCUGGUGCUAUUGUCGGCCAAGGGUAUUAUAAAAAUCCUGUCAAGACUGCGGAAUCAUUUGUCCAGAACAUCGCUUUUCUUCAAGGAGAUCCUCACUACAGCGGCUGGCGCUGUUACAGGACUGGAGAUUUAGUGCGAUGGAACUCAGAUGGGACGCUUGUCUUUUGUGGGCGUUUAGAUAGCCAGGUAAAGCUCAAUGGUCAACGCCUUGAGCUGGGUGAAGUUGAAUACCAUUUGACUCUCGAGGAAGAAGUCGGCCAUGCAAUGGCGAUGGUUCCAAGGACAGGACGAUGUAAGGAUAAUUUGAUGGGGAUAAUAUCCUUAAAGUCGUCACCUCCUGUCGACAGCAACGACGAAAUAUCAACUCUUCAAGGUGCCUUGGUUGAUCAAAGUAUACAAUCCAUCCAGAAACGAUUACAAAAUUCUCUUCCAAGGUAUAUGGUUCCAACUAUAUGGGCGUGUAUCCUUAGGAUGCCUAUGUCUGCAUCUGGAAAAAUUGAUCGUGUUAGAGUACGCCGAUGGGUUGAAGAAAUGUCAGAAAGCACAUUUCGUGAGAUAACUGGGGGUAUACAACAACCUGAAGACAGGAAGCCUUUGAGUAAGAUAGAACAGUUUGUCCAAAAUAUAUGGAGUUCUGUUCUUGACUUGUCACCACAGGAUGUUGGUCGUCAUCAAUCAUUCAUACAACUUGGUGGCAGUUCUAUCCUAGCCCAAGAAGUUGUAGCAAAAUGCAGGAAGGAAGGUAUAGGGCUGACAAUGACUGAUAUUUUGACUUGCAAUGGUAUUGCCGGAGCGGCAUCCUUGACAACAGCACUUGGGAACAACGAGUCGCAGACAAGACUGCUUUCCUCCACUUCCACACCAGCGUGGCGAAAACUUCGAGAAAAGUACGAUUUGUCUCGCCUAGGGGUUUCACAUAUAGAGGACAUUGAAGAUGUGUAUCCUUGCACACCUAUGCAAAUAGGUAUGUUCCUCGGCCAGAUUCGAAAACCAGGCUCAUAUCAUCUUCGAUUCUUCUAUAAACCGAUUGUGAAGGGUGGUAAAUUGCCAGAACUCGGAAAGAUUAAAUCAGCCUGGCACCAAGUUGUUUCUCACCAUACCUCAUUGCGUACAGUAUUUGUGGACGACCUGGGAGUCGGUGCCGAGUACCAUUCCGUUGUAUUGCGCAACGCCCCGGUAGAUGUGUGUAUAGACGAAGUCCCAGCGAAUCUUUCACCCUCUGAGGCUAUGGAAACAUUUACCAAGUCAAUCAAACGAUUUGCAAAGCGUUCAACGUUCCAUAGAAUAUCCCUAUGGGUAUGUGGUGACAAGGUCACGUACCUCAUGAUAGAGGUAUCCCAUGCCUUAGUUGAUGGUGCCGCCAUGGAGAACCUGAUGAGAGAUUUUGCAACUGCCUUCGAUGACGGACAGCUCCUUUACCAGCCACAGCCCUAUCGAGAAUUCGUAAAAUAUGUGGCUUCACAAAACAAUGAGGCUAGUGCUAGGUACUGGACGACGUAUCUCAAAGAUUGCCCACCCUGCAUGAUACCCGUCAGUAAACAGAUGAUGUUUGACGACCUGCCCACUCGCUUCUUGAGAAAGGACUUCGUCUACGAGAAAAGCAGUGAUUUUCUAGCCAAGUGCAAAGAAAGACAAAUAACAGUGGCAUCGGCUGUUCGGGUUGCUUGGGCAUUGGUCCUCAGGGCAUAUAUUGGGUCCAGUGACGUAUGUUUCACUUAUGUUGCUGCUGGUAGAGAUGUACCCGUGAAAGAUGUGAACAAAAUGGUUGGACUAUGCCUAAGCAUACAGCCUUGUCGAGCGCAGCUCUGCACUGGCACAACGUUCGUAUCUCUUGCAGAAAGAAUGCAACAAGAAUAUAUCGAAAGCAUGCCAUACCAACACUAUCCUUUAACGGAACUAAAGGCGAGGUUAUAUCCAAGAGGCAGUGAGGCUAUGUUCAACACGGCCGUUUCCAUGGAGUGGACUGCUCGAACUGAUCCAUUUUAUAACACUUCCAUUGCAUUCGAGGAGAUUAGGGAGCAAGAUGACCCGACAGAGUAUGAUAUUGUUGCCAACGUCGAAAUUGUCGACAAUAUCAUGAAGCUGGGCUUUUUAUAUUGGCCAUCUUUCAGUGACAUAGAUGUGAUACAUAUUGCAAAUGCUUUUAAAAAGGCAUUGGAUCGUUUGCUGGACUCUGCGGAUAAAUCGGUGGAGGCCAUCUCGUUGGAUGGUGAGCAUGUAUUUCAUGCCAUGAAGUCUCCAGACCAGGAGUCACUGCAUCACACAGAAACGUGUGUAUUUGACGCUAUAGAGAGACAAGCUAUGGCACAGUUGAAUACUCAAGCGGUGGUAUCUUGGGAUGGAGAAUACUCCUAUGGCCAGCUUACUAAAUAUUAUACCACCUACGCAAAGUAUCUUGUCGAGCAAGGAGUCAACAACGGAGAUAUCAUUGUCGUAUGUCUCGACAAAUCUUGCUGGUCUGUCAUAACAAUAUUGGCGAUUCUGAAAGCAGGUGCCGUCUUUGUUGCCACAAAUCCCCUUCAUUCUCAGCAGCGACUCGAGAGUAUAGUGAAUCAUUGCCAGGCAAAGCUCAUCAUCGUCGAGCCUAGAUAUUCCUCGCUUUUCGAGACGGUUGAUACGCCAACAGUUGUAGUGAAUAAGGAAACAGUAGAGAGGGCCCUACUUACAACAAUACUUCCAACAAUUCGUGACUCUGAUAUAGCGACGAUCGUUUAUACUUCGGGAACCACUGGGUUGCCAAAGGGAAUUAUAAUCGAUCACGGCUCCCUGUGCACAAGUGUGCUCCAAGGACAUGGAAAACGCUAUGGAUUCGACGAAGAGACUCGUGCACUGCAAUUUGCUGCUUUCACAUUCGACGCUUGCUUGCAGGAAAUCAUUACCGUUCUAUCUCAUGGAGGAUGUGUAUGUGUUCCGUCAGAGGAUGCGCGUUUAUCAGAUCUUGGAGGUUGCAUAACCCAAAUGCGAGUGAAUUUAGCGCUCCUCACACCAACUGUCGCGAGACUCAUUAGAUCUCAGGAUGUCCGCUGUCUGAAAAGGAUGAUAUUGUGUGGAGAGCCAAUGUCUCGCCAAGACCUAGAAGCAUGGGCGCGAACGGUUACCCUCUACAAUGGAUACGGACCAGCUGAAGCAACUAUCUGUGUCUCCAUUAGCGGUCCUCUGGACGUUUCGGAUGACCCUGCCAAUAUAGGAUACGCUGUAGAUGGAACAAGACUUUGGAUAACCGAGGCAGCAGAUUAUAACCGUCUUGCCCCUGCCGGAUGCAUUGGAGAACUGGUCAUUGAGUCACGUCAAGUCAGCCGAGGAUAUCUACACGAUGUAGAGAAGACGAAUGCCAUGUUUAUCAACCCUGCCUGGCUGCCGGGAUGUAGGGUAUAUAAAACAGGUGAUCUGGCAAAGAGAAACCCAGAUGGAAGCCUAACAUACUGUGGUCGCAAAGACACACAGGUUAAGCUACGUGGACAGCGAGUGGAGCUUGGAGAGGUUGAAUACCAUGUGUGCGAAUGCUGGACAAAUGCAUCAGGGGUAGUAGCUGAGGUUAUAUACCCGACGGGAGAAGAGAAGGCGACAUUAGCUGCAUUCGUCUGCACUAGCGAUGCACAAAACAAUGCACUCGGUGAUCUCGAUGGACCCGAAGAACCCAAAACUGGGUUGUCUCCGGUUUGGGUAUCAAAGGAGUUCAUUGAGCAACUAGAAGAUCGGCUGCCAUGUUACAUGGUUCCGUCCAUAUUUUUCACAAUACCUUCCGUACCCCUCACCCCGAAUGGAAAGACAGAUCGCCAGCACCUCCGUGAUAUCGGUUCCAAUUUUACUAGUGAACAGCUUGCCCGUGUAAGCGAUCACCAGAAUAAUUCCAAACGUAUGCCGUCAGAAGCCAGAGAACGGAAACUGCAGCAGUUGUGGAGUUUCGUUUUGAAUAUCGACAGGAGCCAAAUAAGCUUAGACGAUAGCUUCUUCCGCUUGGGUGGGGAUUCAGUCUCAGCAAUGAGGCUGGUAACAACUGCAAGGAAAUCCGGUAUUAACCUGACAGUAGCAGAUGUAUUCCGUCACCCUCAUAUCGAUGAACAGGCCAGGAUUGCAUCUUCAUCCUCCAACAAUAUUUUGAAGACUCUGAUAGGCAAGCCGUUUGCACAUAUCCAGAGAAAGGACUUGGAGAGAGUUGUUUCUUUGGUGGGGCUUGGGCCCUACGCUAAUAUUGCGAGUGACAUCGAAGAUAUCCUUCCAGCGACCGAUUUACAGUCAUUUUAUGCCUCACGCGUAGCUGAAGCUUCAAGGGACGCAUUAAAUUAUUUCUACCUGAGAUUUGACAACACCCCUGAUGUCACCAAGUUGCGUCACGCUUGUCAAAGCAUUGUCGACCAAUUUCCAAUAUUGCGUACAAUAUUCAUACCGACCCAAGGCAGGACUUAUCAAGUUGUCAUUCGAAGGCUUCAGGUACCUUUAGAGAUUCACAACAGCGUGAAGAACUUAAGCAAGGCAAGUGACCUAUUUUGCCUCCAGGAUCUAGAAAACAAAAUCAUUUCAGGCUCGCUAUUCUUAUCUUUCACACUGAUUCGACAUGCAAUAUCUGGGUCUCAACUUAUCAUCCGUAUGUCCCACGCACAGUAUGAUGGCAUGUCGUGGCCAUUAAUUCUUCGAUGUUUCCAAGAAUCAUAUGCUGGAGUUCCACGGAGCCCAACUCAGUCAUUUUCAGGUUUCAUCUCAUACACCAUUGGGAAAGUGAGUGAGUCAAGGAAAUAUUGGACAAAUCUUCUCCAAGGGUCACAUAUGACGCAAGUUUCCGCUAGAUUUAUGAUGGACACCCCCUUGCAAAGGGUGGAGAAAACCCAUGUUGAAAAAACAGUGGAGUUGCCAAUCCCGCCAAAGGGCGUCACUGUCGCGUCACUCGUGAGUUCAGCAUGGUCACUUGUCCUCAGACAAAUAACAGGCAAGAGGGACGUUGUAUACGGGUUUGUCGUUGCUGGGCGAAACAUCGGUAUGCCACAGAUACAAAAGGUUGUUGGCCCAUGCAUGAGCACAGUUCCUGUCAGAAUAUGUUUCAACUCUAUGCGGACAACAAUAGAUCUCCAGCGCCAUACAAUGAAUCAGUACUUUGCCAUGGGAGAUGCCGAUUCUUUGGGUUUCCAGGAUAUUGUGGAGAACUGUACCCGAUGGCCAAGCGGUACCAAGCUUGACACAUUACUUCAGUAUCAUGACAUUGACGAAACUCCAGUGGUUACAUUGAGCGGUGGCCCGGAUUCGGAACCCUGCAGUGCACAGCUAGACUGGUUCCGAAAACCAUACGCCGCACCCACAAACAUUGAGGUAUCUGCUCGUCCAAAUGGCAAAACACUUGGAAUCACGGUCUCUAGUGAUGGAAGUUUGCUAAGCACUGAGUCUGCCACGGCAAUCCUGACAAUGUUCGAAAGAUCUAUUAAAAUACUUUCUAACGGUCGUGCAAUUCCGUUGGAUUCGAUCAAUCUUCUCGCUGUUGCAGCCCGCCGGAACCAACCCAAGAUUCCCGAUCUCUGUCCGCCAGCUUACUUAACAUUUCAGCUGUUAAGUCUGAUGCUUGGAUCAUGA